GGAAUGGAACCUUUUAUGGGGUUUUGAAUGGAAAGAAAAAACAUCGAUCACCCAUUAUUUAGGAAGUUUUAACUGUCUGGACUCCAAAUAACAAUUCCUAAAAUUUCUCUACUCCAGACUUCUUUUUCCAUUUCCUACAGAAAUUAUGGUUGUAAAAUUUACACACUCAAGUGAGUUUGAUGAAUUUUCAAGUUCCAGCGAAUAAUAGGAAAACACAGAGGCUAAAAAAAUAACAAAGAAAGCACCAAAGAAAGCUCUCGGUGUAACCAUCUCUGCCUUGGCUUGGGAUCCAGGGCAGAGAUCUUCCUAAUCUCUGUCUCAAUUCCGGACUCAAUCCAAAAUGGCGUUUCAAGAUUUUGAUCAAAUUUCAGAGCGGAGAAAGCUCGAAAGGCAGCAAAAGAUGAAGAAGAGGAUCAUGAUUGCAGUUGUAUUACUCCUCCUCAUCCUUGUUGCUGUUGCUGCUACUGUCGUCUAUUUUGUUGUGUUUAAGAACAAGACCGAUGAUGCCUCAGCUAAUAAAUCUAACAAGCACGCCUCAAUGCCCCCUCCAAAAGAACUAACCAUCCCUGCAACACCACCUCCUAAGACUGAUGCAUCACCACCACCUUCUCCUUCUAACGCUGAUUCAGCACCGCCUUCCAAUGAAGGUUCUGAUGCCCCUCCGCCAAAGGAGGAUGGUGCUGCUGUCCCUCCACCAAAGAAGGAUGGUGCUGCAGCAUCACCGGCUGGGGAUGUAGCACAUCCUUCACCACCAGUAGAUGGGGCAGGAACUCCUGCUCCAUCACCCCAAGAGGAUGAUAAUGCAGCAGCCCCAGCCCCUUCACCCCAAGCUGAUGGAGCUUUAGGAGCAAUAUGUGCAGCCACAGAUUUCAGUCAAAGUUGUGGGGACAUUCUGUCAAAAGUUUUACAAGCGAAUGCCUCUGGCGCUCAACCCACAGAUCUUCUCAAGGCAACCGUGUCUGCUGCUGUAGAUGAGAUUGCAACCAGCAUUGAUGCACUAGGAAAAAUCAACAAGGAUAUCCCAGAGAAGACCGUCGCUUAUGAGGAUUGUAUGGCCCUCCUUGCUGAUGCCAGAAAAGACUUGAACGCUUCCAUUUACAUGCUUGAUGGCAGCAUUAAUGAUGCCACCACAAUACCAGCUGAACUCAAUAACAAGUUAAGUGCCGCCUUGACAUACCAAGGCAUGUGUGUGGAUGGAUACCCUGAAGCAGACCAAUCCACCGUGCAAAGCACCCUGAAGAAAGCACAGGAACAUACUAUCAAUUCUCUUGCUGUUGUCUCAGGGUUGUCAUCAUCCCCGCAACAAAAUAAUAGUGUUAAGAGACGUCUUCUUACAACACGAUUAGGUGCUCCAGCAUGGAUUAAUCUAGAUGAUCGAAGAAUGUUGGAUGAAGAAGAAGUCAAAGGUAUGAAGGCAUUUAUAAACAUCACUGUUGCAAAAGAUGGUAGUGGUAAUUUUAGUACCGUAAAUGAAGCUGUAAAGGCAGUUCCUCAAAACUUUGAAGGAAGGUUCUUUAUCUAUAUUAAAGGAGGAGUUUACCAAGAGAAUGUAGUUGUGUCACAAGUCAAUCUUACAUUUAUUGGAGACGGAUCCCAAAAGAGUAUCAUCACUGGGAGCAAAAACAUUGUGGAUGACCUGACAACAUACCAAAGUGCAACUGUUGUUAUUUCAGGAAAUGGAUUUCUUGCAUAUAAGGUAGGAUUCAGAAACACCGCAGGUCCUGAAAAAUUACAAGCGGUGGCUCUCAGAGUCCAAGCUGAUCAUGCACUAUUUAUGAAUUGCCGCAUGGUAGGUCACCAAAGCGUGAUCUAUGCUCAAACCUAUCGACAGUUCUACCGUGGAUGUUACAUCACUGGCACAGUCGAUAUCAUCUCAGGCAACGCGGCCGCUGUGUUCCAAAACUGCCAAUUUUACCUAAGGAAACCAAUGGAUAAUCAAAAGAAUGUCAUUACUGCACAAGGAAGGUCGCACAAGCGCCAAACCACAGGGACCGUCUUGCAAGGCUGUAGCAUUUUUGCAGACAAUACGCUUCAAUCUGAAAAAUCAAAGUUCAAGAGUUACUUGGGUCGACCAAUGAAGGAAUACUCGAGGACGAUUGUAAUGGAAACAGACAUUACUGAUGUGAUUGAUCCAGAAGGAUGGGAGGCUACUAGCGGGGACUAUGCGUUGAGCACUCUGUAUUUUGCGGAAUACAGCAACAGAGGCGCUGGAUCCGAAACAGGCUCUAGAGUUAAAUGGGCUGGAUAUCAAGGUUCAAUAAGCAAGGAUGCUGCUUUGAAUUACACUGUUGAAUCCUUCUUACAAGGGCAAACUUGGUUGAAGGAAUACGAUGUUCAAGUUCGUUUUGGCCUUUCCAACUAAUCAUCAUCAUCAUAUUAAAUUAAUCUUUCUUCCUCUUUA
Messenger RNA from Capsicum annuum, 2401 nucleotides. Its product is annotated as probable pectinesterase/pectinesterase inhibitor 13. The transcript is spliced from 3 exons. Lineage: Eukaryota; Viridiplantae; Streptophyta; Magnoliopsida; Solanales; Solanaceae. Bases 341 to 2362 code for a protein of 673 amino acids. Gene Ontology annotation, molecular function: pectinesterase activity; pectinesterase inhibitor activity. The record is from RefSeq and is a predicted model, not a curated record. Gene Ontology annotation, biological process: cell wall modification.